GUCGGGAGAAGGCGGCGGACCGGAGCCGGACCUACUCCAGCGGGGAAACAGCCAACUCCCAGGAGCUAGCCCGCUACAAAUACGCCUGCUUACUCGGGGUCGACCUACUUAACUAGAAAGGGCAGCUAGAGACCCCGAACGGGACGCGCUGGGAUUGGUUGCCUCUGGUAUUGUUUCAAAGGACACUCUUCUGUGAUUGGCUAGCAGAGUCAAGCGGGAACCCGAGGUGGGAGGUGGGAGAGGGCUUUAACAAAGUUGUUACCCAGGCAACAGAGCGACGCACAGCGAGCGGCAGUCUAUUUUCGGAGCCUAGGCUGUGGCCGGAGCAUUGACCAAGAAUAUGGAAUCAGAAAAUGCAGCAGCUGAAAAUAUGGAAACAGGAAAUUUGGAAGCAAAAAGCAUGGAAGCUAAAAAUAUGAAAUUUGAGACAUUGUCUUCUGUCUCGGCCCUGCAAGCACUGUCCAGUCUACUGUAUCCUGAGGAAGAGGAUGAUUUGGAUGCUGAACAGGCACAACUCACACCUGCUAUUGGAGCCAUGGGUCCUGGGAAUAUUGGACCGCCUAAAGCCAAAGAGCCCAAAGCCAUCCCUAAAUCUAGUGGUAAUGAAAGUGAGAACAUCUGGAAUCCAGAAGAGGUUCCAGAAGGAGCAGAACAUGAUGAUAUAUGGGAUAUUCGAGAAAUCCCAGAUUAUGAGAUUGUAUUCCAACAAACAGUGGGAACUGAGGACAUAUACCUUGGAUUAACAGGAAAGGAUCCCUCAACAGCAUGCUGUCAGGAGUUGGUGGUGAAAAUUAAAUUGCCUGAUACAAACCCUUCUGAAAUUCAAAUUGACAUCCAAGAAACUCUCCUUGAUCUCCGCACUCCUAAAAAGAAGCUGAUAGUAAACUUUCCCCAUCCCGUGGAAAGUAACAGUGCGAGAGCAUCCUAUAUCCAGGAAGCCGAAACACUUGAAGUCAGGCUGAGGACCCUGCAAAAGGAGUUUGAUUUCAAUCUUUCCUGAAACUGCAUGAAUAAAGAGAAGAUACGGGAAAACUA
This is a messenger RNA of Peromyscus eremicus (cactus mouse), 1035 nucleotides long. RefSeq names its product dynein axonemal assembly factor 6 (gene Dnaaf6). Gene Ontology annotation, cellular component: cytoplasm. The record is from RefSeq and is a predicted model, not a curated record. Gene Ontology annotation, biological process: flagellated sperm motility; axonemal dynein complex assembly. Gene Ontology annotation, molecular function: dynein intermediate chain binding; protein-folding chaperone binding. NCBI's taxonomy places the organism in Eukaryota, Metazoa, Chordata, Mammalia, Rodentia, Cricetidae. Bases 341 to 1000 code for a protein of 219 amino acids. The transcript has 7 exons.